GCCUGCCUGCCCUCUCUCCCUCCCUCCCUCUUGUGAAAUGUGAAGUGACUACCAUUUUUUCCUUCUGGAGCGAGCGAGAGCGAGGUCUCGAUCGAUUUCAUGGCGCUGGAGGCAGUGGUGUUCUCUGAGGGACUCUUUGGCUGCUGGACCAUGGCGGCUCCGGCAGAAAAUAUUGCCGCCGCGGCGGAGAUACCGUCGCCGCUCCCGCUGCCAGCAGCCGCCAGGCGGAAGCGGCGGCGGACGAGGAACGCCAAGAACAGGCAGGAGGUGGAGAGCCAGCGGAUGACCCACAUCGCCGUCGAGCGCAACCGCCGCAAGCAGAUGAACGAGUACCUCGCCGUGCUCCGCUCCCUCAUGCCGCCGUCCUACGCGCAAAGGGGCGACCAGGCGUCCAUAAUUGGCGGCGCCAUCAACUACGCCAAGGAGCUGGAGCAGCUGCUGCAGUCCCUCGAGGCGCGGAAACGACACGACGGCUUACACGCCGCGGCGGCGCCCUUGGCUGCCUUCCACUACAUGUUCUUCACCUUCCCACAGUACGCGAUGAGAGCCGCGAACACGACGCUCCGACCGGUGGAAGACGCGGAACACGCCGCCGCUGCUUCGGGAUCAUCCAGGCCGUCCGCCGUGGCGGACAUCGAGGUGACCAUGGUGGAGAGCCACGCCAACCUCAAGGUGCUGUCCCGGCGGCGACCGAGGCAGGUGCUGCGCAUGGUGGCCGGGCUGCAGGGCCACCGCCUCGCCGUGCUGCACCUCAACGUCACCAGCGCCGGACCGAUGGCGCUCUACUCUCUCAGCCUCAAGGUAAGGUACUCCUGCUAG
Zea mays is the source of this 819-nucleotide messenger RNA. Its product is annotated as transcription factor bHLH96. Gene Ontology annotation, biological process: regulation of transcription by RNA polymerase II. The record is from RefSeq and is a predicted model, not a curated record. The coding region runs from base 100 to 819 and encodes 239 amino acids. The transcript has 4 exons. NCBI's taxonomy places the organism in Eukaryota, Viridiplantae, Streptophyta, Magnoliopsida, Poales, Poaceae. Gene Ontology annotation, molecular function: RNA polymerase II cis-regulatory region sequence-specific DNA binding; protein dimerization activity; DNA-binding transcription factor activity, RNA polymerase II-specific.